This is a messenger RNA of Neohortaea acidophila, 3006 nucleotides long. RefSeq names its product SNF2 family N-terminal domain-containing protein. NCBI's taxonomy places the organism in Eukaryota, Fungi, Ascomycota, Dothideomycetes, Mycosphaerellales, Teratosphaeriaceae. The record is from RefSeq and is a predicted model, not a curated record. Gene Ontology annotation, molecular function: zinc ion binding; hydrolase activity, acting on acid anhydrides, in phosphorus-containing anhydrides; ATP binding. Bases 1 to 3006 code for a protein of 1001 amino acids. The transcript has 2 exons.
AUGAGCACUGGAAGCGGUGGGAAACGCGGUUACGACGUGAUCGAUCUCACCGAUGAUGAGCCACCGGCCAAGAUCCAGCGCCAUGCCGCCAACUACAACGCUCAGCGGAGACCCAACCCGAGCCAGAACGACGCCUCCUCGUAUCUGACACCGCCCGCUAGCAGCGCGCCACGAUGGUCUCAAGAGUCGAACAACAGCUUUGUCUACCCCCAGGCAAGCAGUCAACAACACAGCCGAGCGGAGCGAGAGGCGUGGCUAGCCCCACGAAAUGACCGUGCGAGGAUCGACCUUGUGGAAGAGGACGACGAUGACGAUGAUUACUUCGCCGCAAUUCCAUCCACGCAAGCUGCAUCGGUGAACACGGAGUCCCUGCAUCAUUACGGCGACUUGCCGACGAAGAUUGUCGGUGUACAAUACUACCGUGGAUACGCGAGUGCUGGGGAACAGGUUCUGUUCAAACGCGAGCCUGGAAAUCCAUACGAUCGCAAUGCCAUCCGGUGUGAUAACGUGGCUAAUACUCAAAUGGGGCACAUCCCACGACGCAUCGCCGCUAAGCUCUCCAAGUUCAUGGACAAUAGCUUUCUCCACGUCGAAGGGGAGCUCGCCGGCGAGAUGGGCCAAUUCGACUGUGCUAUCUCGGUGCGUAUGUACGGGCCAGAUCCUCAAUCAGAAGAAGGUGUUCUGCUUGCCGCGGAGAUGAAGGCGGAGAAACUUCCUCUCAACGGACUGAAAGCGGCGGAGAAAGAAGAGCAAGCCCGCGAGAAGGCGAAGAAAGAAGCCGAGAAGAAGCGCCAACGCGAAGAACAGCAACGCAUUGCUGAGGCCCGUCGUGCCGCUGCUUUGGGAGGCACAGGAUUGGGCGCUCGUUCGAUGGCUCCGCCCAGUCAAAACGGAUGGUCGAAUUCAUCUCAAGCCGGACCAAACGCACAGCCGGUCAUGGCAGACAUCCUGGAAGCCUCUCAGCGUUUCAAUCCUCGUGAGAUCGGCCACGCUACCGACCAAUAUGGCAACAAGGAGGAAGCACUCAAAAACAUGCCACUGGCCGACCAGCCAAAAGGUAUUCGGACGCAAAUGCUACCCUAUCAGCUACAAGCUCUGAGCUGGUUACUUGACCGAGAACAUCCACAGCUUCCCCCUCCUGGCUCAAAGCAAGCCGUGCAGCUGUGGAAGCGAAGCGAUCGUCAAGGCCUCUUUACCAAUUUGGCGACGACUUUCUCAGUGAAAGAGCCGGUCUUGACGGCUGGCGGCAUUCUCGCCGACGACAUGGGCUUGGGCAAAACGAUUGAGAUGAUUGCACUGCUGGCCGCCGACAAGGAGAAGUCUGGUCAAAAGUGCCACACCCUCAUCGUUGCGCCACUCUCUGUUCUUUCCAAUUGGAAGACGCAGAUCGAGACACAUUGCCAUGAGAACAGUAAGCUGAGCGUCUACAUCCACCACGGUGCCGGCCGUGUAGCUUCAGCGCCAGCGGAUUUCCAACAGUACGAUGUUGUUGUCACGACCUACCAGACUCUCGCGACCGAGUACAUGCCUAAAGGCAAGAACAGCGCGAGCAAGCAGCCGGAGCGUAAGCUUCGUUCUUCCGGGCUCUACAGCGUUCACUGGAAUCGAGUCAUCCUCGACGAGGGUCAUGUCGUGCGCAAUCCCGUGUCGAAAGUCGCCGGUGCUGUCACAGCUUUACUUGCACGAUCGAAAUGGGCACUCACUGGCACGCCGAUUGUGAACAGUCUGAAGGACCUGUAUUCGCUUCUUCGCUUCAUCGGAAUCACUGGCGGACUCGAAAACCUGGAGAUCUUCAAUCGUGUUCUCGUUCGCCCUCUCAAACAAGGCGAUCCCAGCGCCACAUUUCUCCUGCAAGCAAUCAUGACCGCCUUUACACUCCGUCGACGCAAGGAGAUGGCUUUUAUUGACCUACGUCUGCCCAAACUGGACGAGUUCGUGCAUAGGAUCGACUUCACAACGAAAGAGAGAGAACGAUACGACGCGCUGAACGCCGAAGCUCAGGGCCUCCUUCAACGCUAUGAGAACAAGGCCGGCCAGCAGGGCAAAGGCGCUGGAGAGGCCUUUCAACAUCUCUUGGAGAUUCUACUGCGAAUGCGCCAGUGUUGUAAUCACUGGCAGCUAUGCGGGGAGCGGAUCACUAACCUUCUUGCCCAACUCGAGGAGCAGAAGACAGUAGACUUGACGCCGGAGAACAAGAAGGCGUUGCAGGACAUCUUGCAGCUGCGCAUUCAAAGCCAAGAAGACUGCGCGAUCUGUCUGGACACGCUGCACAGUCCAGUAAUCACCACCUGCGGCCACUCUUUCGGUCAAGACUGCAUUAGCAAGGUUAUCGAGACCCAGAAGCGUUGUCCCAUGUGCAGGGCGGAGUUGAAGGAUGAUACAUGUCUGGUGCAGCCUGCCAAUGAGUGCGGUGACGACAUUGCCGACGAUGAGAUGGAUCUCACGCAGUCGAGCAGCAAGCUGGAGGCGAUGAUGGAGAUCCUCGCAGCUACAAAGUCGGAGAACGGAAAGACGAUCAUCUUCUCGCAGUGGACGCGCUUCCUCGACAUCGUGCAAGCUCGACUGGAUCGCGACGGCUACACCUACUGCCGCAUCGAUGGGACCAUGCCGGCCGCCAAGCGUGACGAAGCACUGCGCGCCCUGGCCGAAGAUUCGGAAUGCACCGUCAUGCUGGCCUCGCUCGGCGUCUGCGCUGUGGGACUGAACCUCACCGCGGCGAAUCAAGUCAUUCUCUCCGACACCUGGUGGGCUCCUGCAAUUGAAGACCAGGCUGUUGACCGCGUGCAUCGCCUGGGUCAGAAGAAGGAGACGAGAGUCUUUCGUUUGGUCAUGGACAAGAGUAUUGAAGACGAGACGAUCCGGGUGCAGCAGGAGAAACGCAAACUCGCUCAACUCGCCUUCUCUGAGCGCGCGGGUAAGCGGGAGAACGCGAAGACAGGGCGUUUGGCGGACAUUCAGAGGCUGCUGCGCCCGGCUGUCAGCAAGGAGGCGAACAAGGACAAGUAG